AUGAAGACGUUGCAGCGACUUGUGCCAGGCUGUGAUAAGGUGACCGGAAAGGCCCUUGUGUUGGACGAAAUAAUCAAUUAUGUUCAGUCCUUACAGAAUCAAGUGGAGUUCUUGUCAAUGAAACUUGCUUCUGUGAAUCCCAUGUUCUUUGACUUGGCAAUGGACUUAGACACCCUCAUGGUGAGACCUGAUCAGAAAUUAAAUAAUGUAGCAUCACCAUUACCAUGUGUAGCACAAUGCAGACCAAACCAGGCCAUUGCUUUUGCUGACACAACCACCCUGACCACCACUACCAGCAGUUUCCCUACCACAAAUAAUGAUGACUAUCUUUUAGAUUAUUCAUCCUCACCUUUUCUUCAACCCCAGAGGCCAAAUGUCUUCUUUGAGUAUAACGGUGGUCAGAUUUGGGAAGUAGACCAACGACAGAAGUUUCUUCAUCCAUAUGGAUUCGCCAAUAAUUCUGGUUCUUUCAACUAA
Sphenostylis stenocarpa is the source of this 477-nucleotide messenger RNA. The record is from the annotation of a GenBank genome assembly. NCBI's taxonomy places the organism in Eukaryota, Viridiplantae, Streptophyta, Magnoliopsida, Fabales, Fabaceae.